Cynocephalus volans (Philippine flying lemur) is the source of this 1318-nucleotide messenger RNA. RefSeq names its product inorganic pyrophosphatase 2 (gene PPA2). Gene Ontology annotation, molecular function: inorganic diphosphate phosphatase activity; magnesium ion binding. The record is from RefSeq and is a predicted model, not a curated record. Bases 37 to 1140 code for a protein of 367 amino acids. Gene Ontology annotation, cellular component: cytoplasm; mitochondrion. Gene Ontology annotation, biological process: phosphate-containing compound metabolic process. The transcript is spliced from 13 exons. NCBI's taxonomy places the organism in Eukaryota, Metazoa, Chordata, Mammalia, Dermoptera, Cynocephalidae.
CACCACCCCGCGUUCAGCCGGACCUUCGUCGACGCCAUGCGCGCGCUGCUGACACUGCUGCGCACGGGCCGGGGGUGGCGUGCGGAGGCCCUAGCCGCCACCCGGCUGCCCCGGGGAGCGAGCGAAAAGACCGGGCCGCGCCGCGCCAUGGCCCUGUAUCGCACGGAAGAGCGCGGCCAGCCGCACUCGCAGGAUUACCGCCUCUUCUUCAAGAAUGUAACUGGUCACUACAUUUCCCCCUUUCAUGAUAUUCCUCUGAAGGUGGACUCUAAAGAGGAAAAUGGGAUUCCUACAAAGAAAGCACGAAAUGAUGAACAUGAGAAUUUGUUUAAUAUGGUUGUAGAAGUACCUCGGUGGACAAAUGCUAAAAUGGAGAUUGCCACCAAGGAGCCAUUGAAUCCUAUUAAACAAGAUGUAAAGGAUGGCAAGCUACGCUAUGUGGCGAAUAUCUUCCCUCACAAGGGUUAUAUAUGGAAUUAUGGUGCCCUCCCUCAGGCUCUCUGCUACUCCAGGCACACUCCUACUUCAGGCCUUCACAUUCACUGCGUCCUCUCCUUGCAACACUCUUUUUCCCAGACUUGGGAAGAUCCUCAUCGAAAAGAUAACAGCACAAACUGCUGUGGAGAUAAUGAUCCUAUUGAUGUUUGUGAAAUAGGCUCAAAGGUUUUUUCUCGUGGAGAGGUUAUUCAUGUGAAGAUACUUGGAAUUUUGGCUCUUAUUGAUCAGGGUGAAACAGAUUGGAAAUUAAUUGCUAUCAAUGUGAAUGAUCCUGAAGCUUCAAAAUUUCAUGAUAUCGGUGAUGUUAAGAAGUUUAAACCAGGUUACUUAGAAGCUACUCUCAAUUGGUUUAGAUUUUAUAAAGUACCAGAAGGAAAACCAGAAAACCAGUUUGCUUUUAAUGGAGAAUUCAAGAACAAGGCUUUUGCUCUUGAAGUUAUUAAAUCUACUCAUGAAUGUUGGAAAGCAUUGCUUAUGAAGAAGUGUGAUGGAGGGGCUAUAAAUUGCACAAAUGUGCAGGUAUGUGAUAGCCCAUUCCAUUGCACUCAAGAGGAAGCAAGAUCAUUAGUUGAAUCGGUGUCAUUUUCAUCGAAUAAAGAAAGUAACAAAGAAGACCAAGUGUGGCACUUCCUUGGCAAAUGAUAGAGCAUUUGAAGUUCUGCCAUCCAGAUUCCAAUGUCUAAGGACUCCAAGACUCAUUUUCCCCUAAGUGCUAGAGGCAAGCAGGUCUAUGAACAUUUGCUGGCUUCCUUUUGAAACUUUAUUUUUUUUCAAACUUUUUGAGAUAUGCAAUAUGUAAAUAAACACUGAAAUUUUUGAA